UUGCCCAGUAGAGUGUGCUCCGUUAGUUUUCGCAAUAUCCGGCGGAAACAAGCUGUCAGCCAUCUUGCUAGCAGUAUUUCGGCGCUCGGCCAUUUUUGUUGCGUCGACGUCAAGUGUGGCCAGAGGCCUUUCAUAGUAGUCCAGUCUUCGAAUUUCCUUUGCAUCGAAGUAGCGACAGGCAGAAACUGUAAUUAUAAUUAACUUGACUUAAUCGACGAGUUUCGUUCGUAGAUCAGCAGGGAACGAAAGGAGAGAGGAUAAGAGCGAACAAUUGAAAUUUUUUUGCUUGGUGAUUGUCUAGGCGAGAGAAACAGCUAAAGAGCUUCUGCGGCAGAGCCACGAAAAAUACGCACCGAGGCGGAGUAAUAUGAGUAAUGCAGCCAACCAGAAUGGAUCAGGUCUAGAGCAGCAGUUAGCUGGUCUGGACUUGUCGGGCUCCCGCCAACCAAGUGGGGGCCGCUACAUACCACCACACCUACGAAAUAAAUCUGGAAGUGAGUGUAACGUGCCUUCUGGCGGAGAACAUCAUUCUUCUUCCAACUCAAGAUCAUAUUCUGAACGAGAUAGAGGAGGCGACCGUGUGCGAGACAGGGAAAGGGAGCGAGAUCGUGAUGGCGAUAGAGGAGGUUCAGGGUAUAGAGGGCCAGAGCCACAGCAACGAAAUUCUCGUGAUGGCGAUUUUGGAAACUUUGGAAAUUUUUGUGCACGCAACAGGCGUAGUGGCAAUCAAGAAAAUGGAAGAGAUUAUAGAUACUCCAAUUCCGAACGCGAACGCGAACGUGAUCGCCCGGUUAGCUCCGGUAAUGAUCGUUGGCAAGAGCCUAGAGGAGGAACAGGAGGUCGUUGGCCAGAGAAUAGGAAUGAUCAUAGAAUUGGCAGCGGCGGCGGCAACGCCGGUAGAUGGAAGGAGGAUAGAGACGGAGGAAGAAGAAAUUCCGAAAUUGACUGGACAAUUCCCACUAGCAGGGAUGAGCGUCUGGAGUUGGAGCUAUUUGGUACUGGGAAUACUGGCAUUAAUUUUAGUAAAUAUGAGGAUAUCCCAGUCGAGGCUACUGGAGAUAACAUACCAUCACACAUCACAUCUUUCAACGAGGUUAAGCUGACAGAGAUAAUAAAGAACAGCAUUGCUUUGGCUGGUUAUGAUAAGCCUACACCGGUACAAAAAUACGCGAUACCGAUUAUCAUUGGACGUCGUGACGUUAUGGCCUGUGCCCAAACGGGGUCUGGUAAAACAGCGGCCUUUUUAGUGCCAAUAUUGAAUCAGAUUUAUGAAAGCGGGCCACUUCCACCGCCAGCGCUUGGCCCUUCUUCUGGCAAGCGUAAACAGUAUCCACUGGGUUUAGUAUUAGCACCUACAAGAGAGCUUGCUACUCAGAUAUACGACGAAGCAAGAAAAUUUGCGUACAGAUCGCGUAUGCGCCCUGCUGUUGUUUAUGGUGGUUCAAACAUAGCAGACCAAAUGCGAGAAUUAGAUCGUGGCUGCCAUCUUCUUGUAGCAACGCCUGGUCGCCUUGUAGAUAUGCUGGGACGUGGUAAAAUUGGCUUGCAUAAUUGCCGAUAUUUAGUAUUGGAUGAAGCUGAUCGUAUGUUGGAUAUGGGUUUCGAACCACAAAUAAGACGUAUAGUCCAAGAGGAUAGAAUGCCUCCGACCGGUGAAAGACAGACACUCAUGUUUUCAGCUACUUUCCCGAAAGAAAUACAGAUAUUGGCUAGGGAUUUCCUUAGUAACUAUAUCUUUUUAGCUGUGGGCCGUGUUGGUUCUACAUCUGAAAAUAUUACUCAGAAAAUUGUAUGGGUAGAAGAACACGACAAACGUUCUAAUUUGCUUGACCUUCUUCAAGCUAGUAAUGCCAGAGAUCCUUCUGCCGAGUCAUUGACUUUGGUGUUCGUUGAAACAAAGAAGGGUGCAGACAUGUUAGAAGACUAUUUGGCUGAAAUGGGCUACCCAGUUACUAGUAUUCAUGGUGAUCGUAGUCAGCGUGAACGAGAAGAUGCAUUACGUCGUUUCCGCGCUGGUGUAACGCCAAUACUUGUCGCGACUGCCGUUGCUGCCCGUGGACUCGAUAUUCCACAUGUGAAACACGUGAUAAACUUCGACUUACCAGGCGACGUAGAAGAAUAUGUCCAUCGCAUCGGUCGUACCGGUCGUAUGGGCAACUUAGGUCUUGCAACAUCAUUUUUCAAUAGUAAAAAUCAUAACUUGGUGCGCGAUUUGGUGUCUUUGCUUAAUGAGGCUAACCAAGAACUUCCAUCAUGGCUGGACCAAAUGUGCGGUGAUGUAAGAUAUUCUGGAGGUGGAUCCCGACGAACUGGUGGAGGUGGUGGUAGUACUAAAGGCGGCCGAUUUAGCGGAUUUGGUGCAAGAGAUUAUCGCCAACAAUCUGGCUCUGGACCUACUCGUAAUAAUGGUUCCUCCAACAGACCAGGCAGUUACGGAGGAAAUUACGGCAAUUACGGAGGUAAUGAUAGUAAUUCAUCAUUACCUCCGCACAAUAAUUCUGCUAACAACGGCAGCAUAGUUGGCUCCGAUUAUUGGUGGGAGAAGCCAUGGCAGAAGUAAAUCACCAUCAUCUCAAUUUCCACUUUUACCAUUAUUACUACUGUACACGUAAAUUCAAAUAUAUGUAAGAAAGACACGUACGACAUACAUCGGAUACAACACGCACGUAUCUGCGCGCGUAUUACAUAUACACUACAAAAGACAGACAGUAUCACGUAUAAACACAUCACGUUCGCUGACUGCCUGAGCACUACAAUUUUUCGAACGAAAAAAAAACUGUUUAUUCAAUUCCACAAAUACUUUUAUUCGUGUGCGACGAAACGUUGGCAAAUCCCAAGUGCAAUUCCAGCAUUAACAUCUACGAAAGCGAAACGGAAUAACGUGGACGAUAAUGAUCCCGCUUUGAAAGCACUCGGUGAGUGAUGAUAAAGAUUUGUCAGGCAUUAAAUACAGAUGUAAUAAGAUCCAUCCAAAGUUUCGUUGCCGUGCGUGUUGAGGAACACAAGUAGUAUAAUCACUAACGAAUCAAAUCGUGAAUGUCUAGAUAGGACGUUACGAUACAACACAUAGUAGGUGAAGAAACUUAGUGAAAUUGUUUAGAACUCCUGUCGAGACUAUGGAGCUCGUUGUGGCUUCAUUAUUUAAAUUUUUGGAGAAUGUGAUGGGCGUAUCUUUGAGAAUUGUGGCGUCUAGAUUCAAGUAAUUAUAUAGCUUUAAAUGCACAAGUGCUUCAUUACUAUUGCCUGAAUGGCCAGUAACUUGUGUAGUUUCAAUUAAACUAAUGGCGUAAUUUUUUUUUUUUUUUUUAUUUUGUUAGUUUCCUUUUCUUUAAUGUAAUUCAUAUAUUUAACUAGGCGCCCCGGAUACGCCAUAUCGCCAUCGCCAUAGAUUUCGUGACGAUUCCUGUUUUAAAUUUACUAUAGUCCAGCGACGAAUGGUACUUUGUUGUUUUGCCGUCCCCAGACACAGACGACGUUGCGCCGGCAAUAUCAUGGUUUAAAUCGAUUAAAUCACGAUAAAAAUUACCAAUAGUCGACAGCUUCGAUACUAUAAAAAAGGACACAGGCUACGUCUUAGGCUACUUUUAGAAAUGCUGUUUAUACUUAUGUCGGGUUCCGUUCACGGUAUGUACAUUUCAAAGUUAGACACUGUUAACUUUAUCGCUUUCCUUUAAUUUAAUUUGAAUGGUUACGUAAAUUUCAUUUCAAACUUUUUGGUCGCUAUGUCGGUAUUUAUUGGUCACUAUGUAUAUCGGAUAUAUAUUUGCUGUACCUGAAUUUUUAAUGUACUCUAAUUAGAAUUUCUAAACGUAACGAAGACGUCCUGUAAAAAAAAAAAAAAAAAAAAUGGUACGGUGCGUUAUAAAAAUCUAAAAUCGCAGUAGUGGGUGCGAGUGCUCUGGAACGAAAACUAACAUUAUAAAAACUUAAAAAAAAACACGGGUAAACAAAAAAAUAUACGGUUGCAGUUACAGAGGGGGGUGGGGUGGGGACUUCGAAAGAAAAGAACAAAAAAGCAAACAAAAAUAAUACAUGCACUGUUAGUUGGCUCAACUUUCCGGAAAUGUUAAACGAGAGAAAAAGGAUAGAAGAAAUGAGGAAAAAUAUACAAGGAAGCAAGCCCUUUGGGACGAGAAGGCAAAAGGCGCACUCAUAUUUUAUAACUCUAUUUAUCAGUACGCUAUAUAUAAAUAUAUAUAUACAUACUAAGUAAUAUUCGUAAAUACAUAAACAUUAAAAUAAUUGAGAAACGACUGUGAUAUCGAACGAUCUUGUGACAUUCAAUUUCCAUGCGAAUUGAUAAAAUGAACAAUUUAAAUGAAAUACAAAUGCUGAAUGUAUUAAUUAAUCGGUAUUGAAUGUCAAGAAAGCAUAAAGCUCAGUUGUUUGAGCCGAGAGUGGGAAAUAUUAAGUCGUUAAAGCAAAUACAUCAAGAACUUAAGUGGCUGUUGUCCGAUCGGGGAGGGCUGAACGCUAGCUCUUACAGUCCUGAAAACACGUUUUUGGGGCAUUGUUUCUACUUUAAACAAAAAAAAAAAAAAAAGAAAAGAAAAUGUAACGCGCAUUAAUGAUAGACGAUAAACGGCGGAACGCGUCAUUACUGGUUGAUGAUGUUGGUAGGGCUUUAUAGAAUGUCGAUAUCUUUUGUGCAAACGUCGGAUUCUUACCUAAUCUAUGUGAGAAAAAGUACAAAUUCGAUUUGCGUGACAACUGACAGGAUUUUUAGACAUGUCAUACUUAUACCUGUUAUAUUAAUAGAUUUAUAGUGCAAUCGCGUGCGUGAAUCGUAUGCCGUGUGACCGUGGACCAAGGUGUGAAUGCCUCUUAACAGAGGGAUAAUUAUUUCAACUAGAACUUUCAAAUAGUGUUACGAGUAAAUAUUGUUGGCUUCCGACCGUUGCGCGUGUGGUUUUCAAAUUUCAAUAUGAUUCUCUUUUUAUCGUCGAGUUCCUUUGUCAACUCGGAGGCCCUGCCAAGAACAUUACAAGAAUCCACAAUGAAGAGUGAUGAUCGAGAUCACUUUCCGUUCAUAGAGUACAACAUUUACGGCAACGAAUUAUGCAGUUGGACGUUCAGUCUGCCAAGAGGAAAAUAGAUCUUGCCGUAAUACUACUAGUACCACUAUUGCUAUUAUCCUUAUUUACUACUAUAUUACUAUUACUAUUCAAUUUUUUUUUUUUUAAUAUAUACAACGUCUACGUCAAUUUCGUAGAUGACAGUGUACGCGCAAGCUUUUGUACAACGGCUUUGCUGUAUUGCGUUACAUUAUUUUAUAUUGCGAUAGAAGAAGAAAAGGUAUAGGGUGACUUUUGGACACUAGUAUCCCGAAUGUGUGUUAAAUUUAAAUUUUCUCAUCUUCAUCAGGCAAAAUUAAUCAAUCAAUUCGAAAAAUCCAAUAACUAUCGUGAAAAUCGAGUGAAUUCCGGAUUCUAUUGCCCAAUUGUCUACCAAGGCAACGAAUACAUAUGACGCGUCGAUGUAAGUUAUUUAGUCCUGUGCAGUUGGAAGUAAAUAUGUUAAUUUACGAGUAACAUGGUGGACAGAAAUCAUGCAAGUAACGACAACUAUACGCAAAAAUAUUUUUAUACUUGUUUCUCUCCUAGUUGUAACGAUAUUUUUAUACGUAACAGUGUUGGUCGUCGAGCAGUCACGGGUAUCAUUGAUUCCAUGUAUUAUUUUUUUUUUCUUCGUUUUCCAUAUUACGAACGAAUCACGAUUCAGCUAUCACAUACAUUUCAUAUGAAAGAAAAAGAAAUGAAAAAAUGUAACGACGAUUGAUAAAUAUAUUUGUGCGAUAGUCAGAUGUCCACCGUUUCGUAAACCGGUACACGUACAAAUUCAAGUACGGCAUUAUGAUUUAGAACGUAUUAGCACCUUUAGAGGAAAUAGGAGGAUGGUAUAAUAAACAAGACUAUUUAUUAACGUGUUAAGUAUUUAUUUUUUGUUCUGUUCUAUCAGAAGGGACAGUCGUAUACUUGUACUGUACGAGUACCUUUUUAACGUUAUGUUUGGUCCUCUAUUGUAUAUCGGACGAGCAGCCUUAGGAAAAAAAAAAACAAAUGAAACAUUUACGGAUCUACGCAGAGUGGAACGAUUAGACAAAGAUCAAUAUUGUAGUGCGAAAGAAACUGGAGCGAGAGGGGCUACGAAUAGUAAAACGUGUAUUACAUAUUGUGUAAAAAAUGAGAAAAACAAAAAAUGAUGUUUGACUGUGACUGCAAUCAUUACUACGAAAAAAGAAUGCGCAAUUUACGAAAGCACACAAUACACACAAGAUAGAAACAUAUUGUAAGCCAAUAAUCGUGUAAGCGCAACGGGAUAAAACAAAAGCAAAAAAAAAAAGAAAAUCGGAGCACGUUGAAAGCGUCGCCGAACACGAUUUUGUUGUCGUCGCGUGCUGUAGGUAAUAGUUUACUUUUUAUCUUUGUUCUAUACAUAUGUUACGCAUCUUCGACGAACUUCGAGUGAACCGCUACGUUUGUUGCAAUUUGCGUUCGUUCGAUUUUGCUCUUUUUCGCAAAACGGAAAAGCGAAAUUUUGCGUGGCGCUUAUUGUGUGCGAGUGUGUCUACAUCGAGCAGGUAUUCUGUUGAAGUGGAAAACGGUAAAAAAAUCGAACUAAUACUCAGAAGAAGAAAAAAAAAGAUACAAACGAGCGCGAGCGAAGGCAAUGCGUAAUGGGUGAAAGUAAGAGCACACGCGUAGGUUGAAACAAAAUUUUGUAGGCGAAAUGAGGUGGGAUGGCAAAAGAAAAAAAAAAAAGAUUUCUUCUAACUUUAACGAAUAUUAUUUAAAUCGGGAACGCGUCGCUUCUCGAGUCGAAAACACAGGCAAGGCGCACCGUUGAAAAAAAAAACAAAUAUGUAAAGGAAGUAUGUAGCAAUAUUGUUGCGCUUCCGAACAGCGAGUCUCGAUGGCUGUGUUAAAUUUUUUUCCACAGCCAAUGAUACUCCUCCGUAUCAUUAAAUUGUAACUUUAAAUGAUACCGCUAUAUGUCUAUUUCACUGUAAUAUGGUGAGCAAAUGGCAACAGAGAAAAAAAAAAGAAAAGAAAAGUUUGAAGAAAGAGUUAAAGAAUCGGAACGGUGAACGUACCAUUCUGUCGGUCUCUUAUUAGUAAUUGCACAUUUACACGCUACAUUAGGUGAACCGAGAAAAAUACGAGAAGUAGGAUAAAAAAUAUCUGCAAACAACUGUACGUCGUACGGCUAUUGAAUGAAUAAAUAAAAAUAAAGUGUCUGAAAUUUAAA
Molecule: messenger RNA, 7248 nt
Organism: Hylaeus volcanicus
Lineage: Eukaryota; Metazoa; Arthropoda; Insecta; Hymenoptera; Colletidae
Gene: bel
Product: ATP-dependent RNA helicase bel
Exons: 8
Coding region: 368-2560 (730 amino acids)
Biological process (GO): gamete generation; cell differentiation
Cellular component (GO): nucleus; P granule
Molecular function (GO): RNA helicase activity; RNA binding; ATP binding
Source: RefSeq, a predicted model, not a curated record